This is a messenger RNA of Cooperia oncophora, 342 nucleotides long. Lineage: Eukaryota; Metazoa; Nematoda; Chromadorea; Rhabditida; Trichostrongylidae. The record is from the annotation of a GenBank genome assembly.
AUGGAUGGCUCACCAUCCUCAAAGGAUGGACGCGCAGUCAUCCUGAACCACAAUGGCUUGGAAGAUGAAGAAGGACACGAUGAUGUGGAUAGCGGUUCAGAAGAUGAGGAGUCUCCCCCUCAACUCGUAUUCACUGACGGAUCUUGUUCGGACUCUCAGCUUUCACAAGACAGUGCUGAGAAUUCGCCAUAUCCCUGCAAAAGAUCUGAAGAAGUCCGAACGUCGUCUCAAGACUCCGCUUCAAACGACUUGAGCGCAAAUAGAGUACGUUUAACUUUUUUAUCCAGAAAAGUUCAAGUGCGGUCUCCUUUUCAGGGCCUAGGAGCUUGUAAUAACGUCUAG